GAGGCUUUUUGCAUAUUUCAAGAGGUUCUUAGCUUUGGUGUACCAUAAAAGAUUUUUAUGAAACUUUCUCGGCAAGGAUGUAGUAGAACAGUUAUUGGUACAAGUGAGAGAGGAUUCUUCAGAGCGUUGGUAAAUGAGAAUGGAUUUUAUCCAAAGGACUCUGAGGUGACUAUAGAGGAAAUAGAGAACUAUGGUGACAUAGCAAUGAAAGGAUCCAAAAAUGGAAGCUCUGCAAUUGUAAGCAUAAGAAUAAAAACAGAAGAGUCUGCUCCAAUAAAUGCGCAAAAGAUAAAACUAAAUAACGAGGUAGUUGCGAAUGUUUCCGUGGAUGUGCUUGUAGACACGGGGGCAGUUCAAGAAAUAGUGCAGGCUUGUUUGGCAGAGGCACAAAGACUGCUGACUGUUCCAGACAUAAAAGAGCUAUUUAAAAACAGACAUUCAAUUGCCAAAAACAUUUACAGGGCCGAGCAGCGGAAAAUAAACAAAAAAACAGUUACAUAUGGCCUGGUAGAUGACAAGUUUUUCAUAUCACCAAUACUCCAGGAGUAUGCAGCGUCAGAUGCUAUUAUAUGCAUUACAUCUGAAAAUAAUAAAAUAAUAGACAUUUCUAUAGAAAAAGGCGCAGUCUCGCCAAAAAUACUAAAUAAACUAAUUCGGCAGCAGGUGGAAUAAUAUUUACUGCCGCUCUAAAAUGAUUAUAAACUAACAGGCUGCGGGGUAGGGCCAUUAAAUGAAUUUAUUGCUAGCAUGCUGUGCUAUAGGAUAAAUACACGAGCGUAUAUUUAAUUUUCUGCCUAUUUACUGCUGCUAUAAGAAAUACUUCCUGUGUAUUUUCAAUUAAACACAGUGUUUAUAAAUGUGUAUCAGCUGAUUUUUGGAUAUAUAAACAUUUAAUAUUUAUGAGCAGUUAUAAUAUACGUCAAAUGGUUAAUUGCCAUCUAUAAAGAGAAAGAAAAAUAAAGAAUACAUUAAAAUAAGAAACCAUGCGAUAAAUAUAUUCAUAUAUUAUAAAAGAAAUAAAAAUA
Messenger RNA from Nematocida parisii ERTm1, 1025 nucleotides. RefSeq lists its product as uncharacterized. The record is from RefSeq and is a predicted model, not a curated record. Lineage: Eukaryota; Fungi; Microsporidia. Bases 58 to 672 code for a protein of 204 amino acids. The transcript has a single exon.